UCUAAAAUGGCGGCUCUUCAUUCUCCGAGGUAAAUUUACACUUUUUGAAGGUGUAGUUAUAAAUACUCAUGACGUAAUUUUUAUCAUCUAUGCAAACAUGAGGGCAAGGUUGCCGUGUGGAUUAUUGGGAUGCAUACGAGGCAUGGCUCUUUACCGAAGUUCUGGUUAUAUUGGAGGAAAAUGGAAAGAUUGCGAGACCAAGUUUCCAGUUUACAAUCCUGCGACGGGUCAAGAGAUUGGGAGAGUGUCUGAUAUGGGGAGAGAAGAUGCGGAAGAGGCUGUGAAACAGGCGUAUGAUGCAUUUAAAGUCUGGAAAAACGUGACAACAAAGGAGCGAAGUCAGAAACUACGUAACUGGUAUGACCUUAUUGUGAAGCAUGAGGGAGAUUUGGCUGAAAUGUUAACAUCAGAACAAGGGAAGCCAUUGUUUGAAGCUAAGGGUGAAAUCAAGUAUGGUGCUUCAUAUGUUGAAUGGUUUGCCGAGGAGGCCAAGAGGAUAUAUGGUGAUAUCAUUCCUUCACCUGCUUCUUCACGAAGAUUGUUUUCUGUGAAACAACCUGUUGGUGUUGCUGCUCUUUGGACUCCGUGGAAUUUUCCAGUUGCCAUGAUCACUCGAAAGGCUGCUGCAGCACUGGCUGCUGGAUGCACAGUAAUAAUUAAACCAUCAGAAGAAACUCCUUACUGUGCCCUGGCUCUACAGAAGCUGGCUGAAGAUGCAGGUUUUCCCCCUGGGGUGGUCAACACAAUUCCUUGUUCCCGUGACAAUGUGAAUCAAGUCACAGAUGCACUUCUUGGUAAUGACAUUGUGGCAAAAAUGUCAUUUACUGGCUCUACUGCAACUGGAAAGCUUCUCAUGUCAAAGUGUAUCGAUCCAAUCAAGAGGGUCUCUUUGGAGCUGGGGGGAAAUGCACCAUUCAUUGUAUUUGAUUCAGCUGAUGUUGAUGCAGCUGUCGCAGGAGCACUGGGUGCUAAGUUUAGACAUACUGCACAGACCUGCAUUUGUGCCAAUCGCAUCUUAGUUCAGGACAAAAUUUACGAUGAAUUUGCAUCUAAGUUUGCUGCGGCAGUUGAUGAACAACUGAAAGUUGGAAAUGGAAUGGAUGCAUCAUCAACGCAAGGACCACUUAUAAACGAGAAAGCUGUGGAGAAGGUUGAAAGUCACGUAAAGGAUGCUUUGUCCAAAGGCGCCAAAUGUCUAAGAGGAGGUCAGCGGCAUGAACUUGGAGGUAACUUCUUCCAGCCGACUGUCCUGUCGGACGUCACACGUGAUAUGAUCAUCUGUAGUCAAGAGACCUUCGGGCCUGUGGCUCCUCUCAUAAGGUUCAAAACCGAAGAGGAGGCCGUGGCAAUAGCUAACGAUACCUCAUCAGGAUUAGCAGGAUACUUUUACUCCCAAGACGUGAGCCAAAUCUGGCGCGUGGCUGAGGCCAUGGAAGUGGGUAUGGUAGGGGUAAACGAAGGAAUCAUUUCAUCAGAGAUUGCACCUUUCGGUGGCUGGAAGCAGUCCGGGUUAGGGCGAGAAGGUUCAAAGUAUGGAAUUGAGGAAUAUCUCGAGAUCAAGUAUAUCUGUUUGGGAGGAAUCACUAAUUCAUGAAAACUGAACACAGACCUGAUGCAAGACCUCAUGGAACAAUAACAUUGAGCUUUUUAAGUUUAGAAAUUAGUUUACAGUCUUGACACGUGUCGAUGGACUUAAAAAAAACGCUGGGGAGAUUUCAUAGUAAACAGGAGACCGUAGACUUUAAAUCUUCCCGAAAGUGCGACUCGCUCGGGAAUUGUGUCGACGGUUUUUUUUUCUAGGUAAGAGAGAUAAUCGAAUAACGUUAGGUUAUGAUUA
This is a messenger RNA of Pocillopora verrucosa, 1837 nucleotides long. Its product is annotated as succinate-semialdehyde dehydrogenase, mitochondrial. Gene Ontology annotation, biological process: GABA catabolic process. Gene Ontology annotation, molecular function: succinate-semialdehyde dehydrogenase (NAD+) activity. The record is from RefSeq and is a predicted model, not a curated record. NCBI's taxonomy places the organism in Eukaryota, Metazoa, Cnidaria, Anthozoa, Scleractinia, Pocilloporidae.